UGACGUGUGACGUUAGGCGGAAGUAAAGAUGGCGUCUGUGAUGGCUCAUAAUAACCCAUACCACAGUCAUGUUUCUGAUUAUUACAGCAGAAAACUGAGCAACAAACCCGAUGUAGUGCCGUCUGGAGUCACCGAGAGGAAAGUGUCGCCCUCAGAUAAACCUGACAUGGUGGCGCUGGACGUGAUUAGCAUCAAAGACUCGGAAGCUCCAGUGCACAGAAAGAAGCACGAGACUGACACGUAUGUGCUGGGUACGAUACACCCCUUCCGCAGAACUCACCGCUCUGUCCUGGGCAGGUUUGUGCAGGAGUUGAGUUUGGUGACGUCUGACAGACGGGGUAGGGAAUCCAAAAUCAAUUCCUUUUUCAGAAUCGGACACUUAAAAUAUCUGUCUUCUGUUUCAGCCUUAACCGCAUACACAUACCUCACCAUCUUCGAUCUCUUCAGUCUGAUCACCUGUCUGCUGAGUUUCUGGGUCACCGUGAAGAAACCCAGUCAGGUGUACUCCUUUGGCUUCGAGCGUUUGGAAGUGCUGGCGGUGUUCGCCUCCACUGUGCUGGUUCAGCUGGGCGCGCUCUUCAUCCUGAAGGAAAGUGUGGAGCGUUUCGUAGAGCAGCCCGAGGUGCACACGGGGCGUCUGCUGGUGGGAACUUCUGUGGCUCUGUUCUUUAACCUCUUGACUCUACUCUCCGUCAAGAACAAGCCCUUCGUCUUCGUGUCUGAAGCCGCGAGCACCAGCUGGCUUCAGGAGCACGUGGCCGAUCUGAGCCGGAGUCUGUGUGGACUCAUCCCGGCGCUCCGCAGCCUUCUCCUGCCCAGAAUGAACCCGUUUGUGCUGAUCAACCUCGCUGGAGCUUGUGCUCUGGGCAUCACGUACAUGCUCAUCGAAUUCAAUAACUAUAAUGCGAUGGACACCGCGUCUGCUGUGGUCAUCGCCCUCAUGACCUUCGGCACCAUGUACCCCAUGAGCGUGUACAGCGGGAAGGUGCUGCUGCAGACCACCCCCUCUCAUGUCAUUGGUCAGCUUGACAAACUGCUCCGAGAGGUGUCCACAUUGGAUGGAGUUCUUGAAGUCAGAAAUGAACACUUCUGGACCAUUGGCUUUGGCUCUCUGGCCGGCUCCGUUCACGUCCGCAUUCGCAGAGAUGCUGACGAGCAGAUGGUUUUGGCCCGUGUGACCAACCGGCUACACACACUAGUGUCCACUCUGACCGUUCAGAUCUUGAAAGACGACUGGGCCCGUCACUCGCUGACCUCCAGCACCCUGCCCACCGGCUCGCUCAGCCUCUCGGAGUACGUGACUUCGGCAGCCUUCCCUCCAGCGGGGUCCAAACCGCUCGAGGAGUCGAACCUGGUCACGUCUACGCCUGCGAAGCCCAGCAGCCCUCCUUCAGAGUUCUCCUUCAACACGCCGGGGAAGCACAUCCAGCCCGUGGUGUUUCAGCACAGGCCCUUCAACACGCAGCUCUCCUAUGGGAUGUCUCCCUACUCCAGCAUGCUGAACCAGGGCUUUGCGCACCCCAGCGGCGGCCCUGCGACGAGGCUGGGCUUCGGGGCUCAAGGAUACAGGACUCUGAAUGCAGCGCCGCACAGAUACGGCAGCGGUCUGCCCGCGUCACAAACUGGCCAACAGAGACCGUGAGCUGAUCACAGCAUCAUCUCGCCACUAGCCCACCACUACCCUGAGUAUUUAUUUGAAUGGGACCAAGAGCAACAGCUUUAUUUUCAAUGGAUGUUUUAUCUGUAUUCUUUAUUUGUAUUAAACCACUAUCAGACA
Sinocyclocheilus grahami is the source of this 1777-nucleotide messenger RNA. RefSeq names its product zinc transporter 6-like. Bases 29 to 1642 code for a protein of 537 amino acids. NCBI's taxonomy places the organism in Eukaryota, Metazoa, Chordata, Actinopteri, Cypriniformes, Cyprinidae. The transcript is spliced from 15 exons. Gene Ontology annotation, biological process: zinc ion transport; transmembrane transport. Gene Ontology annotation, molecular function: monoatomic cation transmembrane transporter activity. Gene Ontology annotation, cellular component: membrane; Golgi apparatus. The record is from RefSeq and is a predicted model, not a curated record.